GCCUGGAAUCUGUUCCGGUAAUUCUCGUGGGUAAGGGGUUUAGUGGGUCUUGUUAGGGAAAGACCAUGAGAUUGAGGUAGUUUGUCGAGAUGCCGGUGUUUCCCCUGAAGCUGCCAUAUCUUCCAGUUGACAGACCUGUUUCCCCUUUCUUCCUCCAUCCUCCUCCUCUUCCUCCUCCUCCUCCUACUCCUCCUCCUCCUCCUCCUCCUUCUCGCCAACCCGACCCCUCUCCUUACCCAACGCUGUGCGCCUUCCAGCCUUUGGUAAGAAGUCCAGGUGAGUACCGCAGUCUCCAUUUCCCUUUCCCUCUUUUCCUUUCCUGCACUCCGACACUACACCUUUGACUCCCGGCAAAGGGAUCUGCAGGAGCCUGGGAAGCGGCGUUUCAACACGCACUUCCCUUUGAGCGCGUCAAGAACGGUAAGACAGUCUCGUUCAGGCUUACCCACCUCGCCUAGAGACACGCGUUCGGGCUCCUGAUCUCCUCCUGAGCUGAUGCGGGAUGUUGAUGCUUGCGCUCCCUUUUCGCUCCAUGUCACUCUUUGCUUUUAUUGAUGAUAGUCUUCGCUGAUCUGAGUUAUAGAUGUAGAGGACUGUGGGCUUUCGAGCUCAUGGUGUGC
Aureobasidium subglaciale EXF-2481 is the source of this 620-nucleotide messenger RNA. RefSeq lists its product as uncharacterized. The transcript has a single exon. The record is from RefSeq and is a predicted model, not a curated record. Lineage: Eukaryota; Fungi; Ascomycota; Dothideomycetes; Dothideales; Saccotheciaceae. The coding region runs from base 90 to 344 and encodes 84 amino acids.